Molecule: messenger RNA, 1356 nt
Organism: Colletotrichum paranaense
Lineage: Eukaryota; Fungi; Ascomycota; Sordariomycetes; Glomerellales; Glomerellaceae
Exons: 5
Coding region: 1-1356 (451 amino acids)
Source: RefSeq, a predicted model, not a curated record
AUGAAGUUCAUCGCCACCGUCGCCGUUGCUUUGGCGUCUCUUGCCCUGGCUGCACCCAACCCCGAAGGACAGACAACUUCAAUCAAGCUCAGCAAGGACUAUGUCGACGCUAUCGUAGCUGCGUAUCCCGAUGUCCAUAAGCGCGACUCUGCGACAAGCACACUAUCUUAUCUGGUUACAAUCUCUAGCUUUUCGAAACGACGAUUGCGCAAACCGGUGCUUACGCGGUUCCCUCGUACCAUUUCAAAGACCAGUCAGGCCAGCAUUCGUUUCAAACUUUUGGUGGAGAUGAUUGACUGCGACGGCAUUGUUCCGCUCUACCGGCCGACACACCCUGCCCCUCCUCGGCGCCGACCGAUCGGAGUCCGGCAGCAUACGCCAAGGCUCGGGCGGGAAGACCCGCGCCGGGAAACUGCUCCGGGAAAGCGGGGCGACCUCCGUCUGCCGCAGAUGAACGCCGAGGAGAACGGGCAGGAGACGAUGCUCCGCCCUCCUCUUUCCCCCUCCUCGACUGUGCAGCUACCCGCCCUCGCAGGUUCUCCCUUCCUGAGCUGCCGUUUUCGAACUAAGCAACCAACUCUCAUUCAAUCUUCAAACGUCAAGCCCAAGUACCCACGUCUUGAGCGAAUCGAGCAGGUGUGUCUGCCCAGAGCAUCACUGCAAUCUCGCUUAUCGACCACCAUGGCUACCAAGCCGGACACAAAUGCCGGAGAUCCCAUCAGCACCAAGAACCAAGUGCUCAGCGCUGGCGCUUCAGUAGAUUUUGCACCAUUAAGCAAUGUCUGCGCUCAUCUCAACGCCUUCCACGCAUAUGCCUCUGACCCUACACGUGUGGUGGAGGCAAACCAUUACUGCGGGCACUUGAACGAAGACGUCCGUCAAUGCAUACUCUACGAUAGCCCCGCGAAGAAUGCACGCAUCAUAGGCAUCGAGUACAUGAUCACACCGAAGCUCUACGAAACCUUGGACUCGGAGGAGCGAAAGCUCUGGCACAGUCAUGUGUAUGAGGUCAAGUCAGGCAUGCUCAUCAUGCCACAGGGAAAGCUGCCGGACUUGGCUUGGCAAGCGGCAGAGAAUAAGGAGAUGGAGCAAGUCGUCCAGCUCUAUGGAAAAGUGUUCCACCUCUGGCAGGUCGACAAAGGCCACCAGCUGCCCUUGGGCGAACCGCAACUCAUGACAAGCUUCACCCAGACCGGCCAAUUGGACUUUGCCAAGUACGUUGGCGACCGAGACAAAAGGUUCAACUCAGAUUAUAAGCAAAAAGAGGAGGCUCGGAAGCAUAUUGCGAGCCCGUCGGUUCAUCCCGACGCUGACCAAGCCUGGAAGGAGAAGGACAAGAACAAGGGAGUCUCGUAA